Messenger RNA from Serendipita indica DSM 11827, 1614 nucleotides. NCBI's taxonomy places the organism in Eukaryota, Fungi, Basidiomycota, Agaricomycetes, Sebacinales, Serendipitaceae. The record is from the annotation of a GenBank genome assembly.
AUGGCCUGGAGUCCCUCCUCUUGGAAAACAAAACCAGUCGCUCAGGCUGUCGAAUAUUCGGACGAGGCCAGCCUCGAGAAAGUCAGAAUUCGACUGAAAACGCUUCCUCCAAUCGUUACACCGGGCGAGAUCGAGCGAUUACGCUCCCACUUGGCGCAGGUUCAGUCUGGGCAAGCUUUUUUGCUCCAUGCAGGCGACUGCGCAGAAAGCUUCAAUGCGUGUACACAAGAGAACAUAUCAAACAAGAUAGGACUCAUCUUGUCCUUCUCUUUGAUUCUCAUCUGGGGGGCCAGAGUGCCCGUGGUGCGCAUCGGUCGUAUCGCGGGGCAAUUCGCCAAACCCCGCUCCAGCAAGACCGAACGUCUGCCAGACGGUCGUGAAGUUCUUAGCUUCCGGGGCGAUAAUGUCAACGGACUCGAUCCAGAUGAACGUACUCCAAACCCGGAUCGUAUGCUGAGCGCAUAUUUCCACUCGGCAACAACGCUAAACUACAUUCGUGGGUUACUAACGUCGGGGUUUGCAUCCUUGAACCAUCCACGAGACUGGUCACUUUCCCAUGUCCGAAGUCCUGCGCUCAAGGAAGAGUUUGAGAGGAUUACAGAGGGCUUGGCAGACGCCCUCGAGUUCAGUCGUACAAUCGGUGCGAGUGAAAGUAUCCCCUUCGAAAUGGGUGGGCCAAAGGGUGUGAUAGGAGAGGUGGAUUUCUAUACCAGCCAUGAAGGUCUGAUGCUGGACUAUGAGGAGGCACUUACCAGGUGCCUUGCUCUUCCGCCAGCACUACAGCCACUACCCACAAGCACCACACCUAUAAUUACAGGAACCCCGAUGCGGUCUCGAGAUGGUGUCUCGCUUCCUUCAAGUCGUUCCUCGAGUAGGAGACCAGGACUCGGUGACGCGACAUCGUCACCUCGAGGGGGGAUACGCGAGGAGCUUACAGGCCAUUACAAUACUUCUGCACAUUUCCUCUGGAUUGGAGAUCGCACGAGACAGAUAGAGGGCGCUCAUGUGGAAUAUUUUCGCGGCAUUCGAAACCCCAUCGGCGUCAAAGUUGGUCCGUCGAUGGACCCAGAGGAGCUAGUGCGAUUGAUCGAAAUCCUUAACCCUGAUCGAGAGCCUGGUCGACUAACGCUGAUCACCCGCUAUGGUGCCAACAAAAUUGAGCAACAUCUCCCGAAACAUAUCGCGGCAGUUCAAGGUAGUGGUAUGCCGGUCAUCUGGGUUUGUGACCCAAUGCACGGAAACACAUUAACCUCGACCACCGGUCUGAAAACCCGCAACUUCAAUACCAUUGUGUCAGAAGUUGCUUCAUGUCUUCGCAUACAUGUGGAAUGCGGAUCUGUUCUCAACGGAGUAUCUCUCGAGUUCACAGGAGAGCUUAGUGAAGAUGGGUUUUCCGUUACAGAGUGUCUGGGAGGAAGCAUGCAGCUGAGCGAAGAGGAACUUGAGCUGCGUUACCAGUCAUUCUGCGAUCCCCGACUGAACUUUGAGCAAAGCUUAGAUCUCGCCUUUCUUUUAUCGAAUCACUACAAGAAGCAAAGAAGAGGCUACGCGAAAGGGGAACGACCCAAUUAUAUCGAAGCCGCAUUCGAUGGUCGUCAAAAGACUGCUCAGUAG